ACCAGCAGCGCCGUGCGCAUGUUGUUGUUGUUGGCGAAACGCCAGGAAGGUUUACACCAGCACAGCCGCGGCUUUAAAUCAGUGCAACACCAGCGGCCACGGGCAACGGACUUGAAACUUGAAAAGUGAUUCGAGCGAAUACAAAACGUACGAUUGCAAGCAUUGUUUGCGGAAAAAAUAUUAUAUAAUCGAAUGCUCAUUACAAGUGUUUAAUUUGAAUCGGCUGUGGUGCAAAAAGAGACAGCCGCCAGCGCGGAGAAUCGAGAACCGACGUGUACGCCGCGCACUGAAUGCAAAAUCAGUUAUUCAAUUGUUGUGAGCGCGAUUAAGGGAAACCAUUGAAUUUAAAUAAAUAUAAUUCAAUUGCGCAAAGGAAUUCCUGUAUUUGUCUUUUGUAUUUGCCGGCAGCGAAGCCAACAAAUUAAUUCAAUCCGCGCUCACACACUCGUCCCAGCAACAAACACACAGCACACACUCACAAUCACGCAUAGCGCACCGAAAUGUUGCUGAAAUUCCUAUCUCUGGCAUAUGUGCUACACUUGGCAGCCGCCACGCCGCAGCUUCUCACCUUCAGAGACGGCAAAUUUGGCGUAAAUUUUGGUGGUUAUCACGCUGAGGCGGGUCUGGGUGGUCUACUCACUGGCGAUGCAGCGCAUGGCGGCCUAAGCGCUUCGGCUGGUACGCCGUUCGGGCAAAGAGCUGGUGCUGGCUUGGGAGGCAGUGUGGAUGGAAAUGCCGCUGGCGUGUUGUAUGCCGGUGCUGAGGCCAAUCCACAGACCGGUGCUGGAGCGAUUCUUGGCGGAGAUACCAGCAGAGGAGGUUUUGCGGGUUCACAAGCUUUUUCCGGCAGUAGAACCGUGGCAAGCACGAAAAACCACAUCUUUCCGGGAGCUUUCAGCAAUCAAGUGGACGCAGUAACUAGCGGCCCCAGCGACACAACACAGUAUGAUGGCAUACAAAAGGUCCGACCACCGAAAAAGUAUCUGAUUAAACCGAGUUUAUACUUCGAGAAGGAGUACAGCAAUAGCGCUAAUAAGAAUCCCAAUAAUUCCGACCGCAAGACCACUGACAACCGCCAUGCCACCAGCACCGACAUCCUUAGUCGUGGUGAUGACAUUUCAAACGCUGCAACAGGCAACGUUAACGGUGACAGCGAUGACGUCAACGAUGGCACCGCCGCUGCUUCCACUGCCGGAGAAAAACCUAAAUACGACGCGAAACCAAUUGCUACAUAUGUUCCCGUUGUACAACACUCUGCAGGAGCACCAAGCGGCAGCGACACCACAGACAGCGUGGAGAAAGCCGACAGCCAGCAGCAACUCAGCGACACACUACAGCGAGCCGUCAGCGCCGAGCAUGCUGCUGCGCUACCCACCAUCGUUGUGAGCAGGCAGCGCUUGCGCCAAAAGUCACGCACCCGACCCAAUAAGCGUGAGCGCCAACUGCAGCGGCAACGCGAGCGCCUACUGCAAACACAGCACACGCUAAGGACGACCGAGGCCGGAGUUGGCGCGCCAGAUGCGCCGCAUGCAACACAAACCAAACACCAACAAUCAGUUGUUGCUGUGCAACAACACUCGCAGUAUGCUGCUCAAGCUAGCGCCAGUGCCAACGCCAACGCCAACAGUCACAACAACGCAGGUAGCGGUGUCGCACAUUCGAAACAACUGACCAGGCAAGUGGAGAAGAAUCAAUUCAAUUUUGCUACGCCAUCCCCGCUACCCGACAUCAACCUGAACGUCGGCCCUGCGGUUGUAACCAGUGCCCUGAACAUACCGAUUGGCAUUUUGCGUUCUCUGCAAGAGUCUUUGGGUGGACUCGCUACUGCCAAACAGGGAGCGUCUGCAACAAUUAACUAAGCUCCGAAUUUCGAUUUAUAUUUACAUAUGUGCAUUAAGGAAUUAUCGACUUUGUAUUUAAAGUAAUUUUGAAAAUUCAAAUAAAAUGUGCAAAUUCCGCAAGUAAGUUAUUCCCGUUA
Messenger RNA from Bactrocera latifrons, 1978 nucleotides. RefSeq lists its product as uncharacterized. The record is from RefSeq and is a predicted model, not a curated record. The transcript is spliced from 7 exons. Bases 501 to 1859 code for a protein of 452 amino acids. NCBI's taxonomy places the organism in Eukaryota, Metazoa, Arthropoda, Insecta, Diptera, Tephritidae.